Molecule: messenger RNA, 2040 nt
Organism: Oryzias melastigma (Indian medaka)
Lineage: Eukaryota; Metazoa; Chordata; Actinopteri; Beloniformes; Adrianichthyidae
Gene: dcst1
Product: DC-STAMP domain containing 1
Exons: 15
Coding region: 103-1992 (629 amino acids)
Cellular component (GO): membrane
Source: RefSeq, a predicted model, not a curated record
ACCAAAGCGUGUUCUGCUGGACCUCACCGAGAAACGGCAGGAACGACGAACCUUCGAGAACUUCAGCUCCCAGAGAGACCGUUUCCACGCACACGCAGGAAAAUGGAGGAGGACGGUCGUCCCGGUUCCGCCCUGGUCCGGAUACUCGCGCUGGUUCCGACUCUCCGUUUGUUGUUCCUCCGCGUCCGCGGGGUCCUCCUCGGUGUAUUGGCGGCGUUUCCCGCGGUCCGUCUGGUCCUCAGAGGCCUGUUCGGAGGGCUGAGCGGCGCAGUUCUGUUCCUGGGGUUUGCACACAGCCUGCCUUUGACCUUUGACCUGAAGCUGGCUGCAGGGUUUGGUUUUGUUGGUUUGUGCGUGGCCGGCGCUGCUCUGUCUUCAUACUUCAGGUGUUCGGUCCUCCUUGUGUUUCCCAGCAUGCUCGGCUCUCGGGGUCGCACCUACCUGAUGAUCCUGGUCCUGUCAGUGCUGUUCAAAGGUCCGAUCGCAAACAUCCAGAAAAACGUUGAGGCAGCAGCGUUUUCUCUGAGCUGCAACUUGGACCUUCAGGUUCAUAACGGCAAGUUGCUAUGGAAACACGCCAUCAGGCCAUUCAUCCUGGUCACGGAGGAGCUCAUGGGCGACCAGGUGGAGUUUGAGUCAGAAACCCGGAGCAUCAGCCAGAAGUUCCAGAACCUCAGAGAUGAAAUGGUCCUUCAGUACGGAUACGAGGGAUUCAAACCACCACCAGGCGGCGGCGCUAACAGCACACAGGAACAGUUCGACAUCAGGACCAAGAUGCAGUGCGACAGCCUGGUGAACGACGGCGUGCAGCGAUGUGCCGGUUGGUUCGACAGCAGGUGGAAGGCGUGCAUGGCGGUGAUUCCUGUCCCCGUCAUCAACCACAUCCUAUGUGUCUCCAUGAAGUUCCACUUCCUGUGUGACAUCAUGAAAGUCAUGACUCCGUGGUGCAGAGAGAAGAUUCCUGUGGAGGGAAACUUCGGUCAGCUGUUCGAUCAGCUCAACGUGUCUGUGGACCUUCUGUCCAGAGAAUUCAGCACCAAGCUGGUCGUUCAGGAGGAGCAGCAGCAGUCCGUGCUGGAGGGAGCUCAGCUGGACCAGAACUUCACUCAGGCCAUCAAAGUGUCCUUCCUGGGACUGAUGAGGACCACCACACAGAUGAUGAACGUCCUGCAGAUGCUGCUGUCCUUCACCUUCAUCUCCAUCUUCAUCCAGGCCUUUGAGUACAUCAGAUGUUACAGGAGCGACAUUUGUUUUGACAACGUUUACAUCACCUCCUACUUCAGACUGGUGGACGCCCGCAGGAGAAAGGCUGGGAAGCACUUCCUGUUGCCGCUGAAAAAAACGGAGAAGAACAAGUUCAUCGACCCCUGGAGUCCCAGAAUCCAUCAGGAAGAGCUCAGACAAGUGAUGGCAGGAGCCUUCCACGUGGUGUCUCUGGCGCUGCUGGUCUUCAUCCUGCUCUCCUUUGACUUUGCUAUUUUCCACGUUAUGGACAUCGUCAGCAGACACACCGUCACCCAGUUUAACCUGAUCAGUCACCACCAGGUGGACAUCAGAGUAGGCGGAGACUCUAUGAUAUCCCGCCUCCUGAGGACGACAAUCUCCGCCUUCAACAGUUCAUCUAACCUUAACAUUCUCACUGACAACCAAGCGUGCAUGCCCCCCCACUCACCCCUGUCUGCUGGCGUGUACCUGAGCUGUGUGGGUUGUGUCCUUUUGGCGGCGCUGUUCACCUGCCUGCAGGUGUACACCAACCGGCUGCGGCGAGCGAUCGCAGCCUUUUACCACCCAGAGCGGGAGCAGAAGAGGGUCCUGUUCCUCUACAACCUGCAGCUGCACCGCCGGACGCUGUCGGCUGAGAGGACGAACGGCGCCGGCCGAGGACACAGCAGGACGGUGUUUCAGCGGCUGACCAGGUGGGGGCGCCGCCUUUUCCUUCACCAAACUCAGAGAGGCAGGAACUCUGAGCAAACGCACUACGCAGGCAGCUGAAGAGAAGAAAAGGAGAAGAAAAGGAGAAGAAAAGGAGAAGAAAAGAAG